Porites lobata is the source of this 8753-nucleotide messenger RNA. Lineage: Eukaryota; Metazoa; Cnidaria; Anthozoa; Scleractinia; Poritidae. The record is from the annotation of a GenBank genome assembly.
AUGACAUCCCCGGAGGUUUCGUGUGAAAGAGAUCGGAGUGCUGUAAAGGAUUCCGAGAAAAACAAUCCGUUAGGACCUUUAGGGAAGGCGAGGAAGUCUCUGAAAGCUGUCAAUGCCCAGAUUCUCGCCGGUGGAUACACAAAAGGUUUGUGUUGAAUCUUUCUGAAUCUUUUUACAUCCAUCAUAUACGCAAUGGAUACAUGUAGUAGGUGUUAGCUUUUAUCGUUUGCUUUGAAAAUUGGUUUAAUUUCUGUUCAGACUGUCUUUUGUCGGGCAACCAGGAUACAGUUAAUUAAAACUCGCGAGCUGUGACCGUCACGUCUGUCAGACAAGUAUACAGGCGGUGCACCAUGGAUGGCAAAAAGUUAAGCUUAUAUUUUGACGAGAAUGCACAAAUUGAGAUACAAGUCCUAGAUAAAGUUGAAUUUUAUCUAGGGAAAUGAUAAUUUCCAUGGAAGCGCAGUCUUCAUUGUUGUAUUUCGGUAAUCACAGGUAUACGCGCGAAGGACGUUGGCACUGUUGCAUAACUUUGUAAUAAAAUAUUAAGAUUUGUAUGAGAAACAAUGAUUGUUUCUGUAACCUACGAAUUUAAGGAUUUAAAUAUAAAAAUUAGCUAGACUAAAGUUAUGUGUGUCUUCGUUCCUGUGCGAUUAUGUGAUUGUAAAUACCGGUACAUAAGCUUACAAUCUUAAUCACAUUAACACUAUAUUAUCUUGCAAAAUCUAUUAUAGACAUAGACGCCAGCUCCUUAACUACCGUGGUUCACAGGGACAAAACACUUCCCAGAAUCUAAUGCACCUGUCAAUGUAAAUCCCAUGGGGGGAUGGGGGGGAGGGCGGGCAAGGGGCAGGGAUUUGACAAAUUUUAAAAUUUUUUUCCCCAGGGUGGGAAACGAGAUCACUUUCAAUAGUGCUUGGCAAUAGCAGAAAAAAAUAUAUUCUUUUUCCUUCUGUUACGAAUGAUAGGAAAAAGCUCAAAUUUUCAAACCAGUCAAUAUGAAUUCAUGGAAUAUAUUCUUUUUUCAGAACAGGCAUGAUUUCUAAACCUUGUUGCCACUCGUUCACAAAAAGAACUCAAAACUUAAUGAUAAUAUACUAGAAGAAAAAUAUUCAUCUGAAGAAAUAUAUAUAUUCGUAACCCCAUGACUAUCAGAUUAACAGUGCUAACAUUUACUUACUUCAUCCGUAUGGUAUUUCUGUAUAUUAUUGAGGUACCUCAAAUGCAUGCAAUGUCUUUAUCUGAAUAAAUACAGUGGAACCUCUCUUCAUAGGACUCCCUUGGGACUAAGGCAAGUGUCCCCUGGAUAGAGGUGUCCCCUGAAUAGAGAUUGGGCUGGUAUUUGUUUAUGAUAUUUAUAAAAGUAUAAACAAAAUAUGUUUCUUUUAAUCUACCAUGGAAUCUGCUGCAGUCAUAAUCUCAAGCAUCUAGAUAAUGUAUAAACUAGUUAUAACCAAAGGUUUUGGAAUCGAGUGACGUCCAUCAAAGGCCAAAAUGCUUUUGCUUCAAUGCUGUGCUUUGCGUAAGAUUCAUGUUAUAAAACAGGUGUGAUUAGAUUACGAGAGAUUGAGGGUCAAAAUGUGUGUCAGAUCAGACAGAUUGCAUUCUGUACAUUCCAUUCAUUCCAAGUGUAAUAUUCCAAACGAAGCUGGCUAUAUACGUGCCAUGCAUCCGUAAUUUCAACCGGGAGAUUAUGAUUGCAGGCUGCUCUUGUUGCCCGGAAAAAAUCAUGAUUAACUUUUCUCUGCAAUGUUGUGUCUUGAAUUUCCACCAGUUCAGCGUUGAUUUAAGAGAGAUAGUUCAUGUUGUGAAAGCUGUCAUCAUUGCAUUAGUGUACACAUGAACUUAUCAAUGCUUUUUGUGAGCUGUGACAGUUUGAGUGCUAAGAUGUCCCUUGAACGGUAAACCGGGGUUUUGGGAGAACCAGAAAAAGUGUCCCUUUCCCUUGAAUAGAGCCAAGAGGUGUCCCUUCAAUAGAGGUAACACAUAAAAAGAUUGUGUGAACAUUUUUCGGGGACCAAAUUUUGUGUCCCUUGAAUGGAGGUGUCUCGAGGGAGAGGUUUUGCUGCAGUAAUUUACUUAGCUGUCUGUGUUUUGGAUAAACAGUUGUCUUAACACUUACUAAUUUGUCAAUUUUAGGUAAAAGAUGUCUGGAAACCUUUAGUGUUGUUUCAUUCAGUAUUCUGUCAAGCGUUGUUUUAUUCUUCUUGUGCAAGAAUUUUAAGCUCAGUGAGGUCAAGUCAAUCACAUGUGCUUCUGGUAAGUGAAAUAAUAAUAAUCUAAUUAUUGUUGGAUUUUUAGUUACCUACCCGUAAGUUACUUGCCCAGAAAGAAAAUCUUGUUGUCCUGGACUACCAGAUGGGAACUUUUCAAUCCUUGGGUGGUAUUUUAGAGGUACUAAGGUCCCUGUAAACAAUUAUUGUAGAACAUGAUAGCUGUAAUUAGACUAAAUGAUUAGUCUUGCUUUCAUAAGCAGUGAGACUCAUAAUCUGCAAGCCGUUUUUCUUCUUGGUAUUUAGGACAUAAAAGGGCGGUUGUAGUCCCAGGUGUUCUUAGCGGAGACGGUGGAAACUGGGAAUAUGAAUCACUGACUGAAGCCAUGCAUGUCUUGUGAAGAAAGCUUAAGAAAGAUUAAUAAAUGCAAUUUAGAGCUUUUCCGGAACGGGUCAGUCCAUGAAUUCUAUCACUUGAAAGAGUUGAUAACUUUGGAACAAGUGAACACUUCAGUGGUUGGAAAAAUAGAGAAAAAUAUUAAUUAGCAAAGGCUAACUGAUCGGGUGUUGUAAACUUAAUGUAUUCUAAUGAGUCUUGUGAUGAGCAUGCAGUUCAUUUUUGGUGAUGAUUGACAUGCCAUGCCAUGUUCUCAUCUCGUAAGAGCGAGGAGAAACGGAUGUUUUCGCAGGCUAUUUAUCUCUUGCAAUGAUGUAAUUUCUCUCAAAUCAAGGUCCUUGAAUUUUUGUUUAAUUAUACACGAGUAUAGCGUGCGACCGCAGACAUAUCUCCAGUCGUCGCUAACAUGCGUACUAAACCAAUUAAGAACCAAAUCGACUGAUAUAUAAAGUAAAUAUCCUGAAGAAUACUCGACCAUCAAUAAAGUAGGAAGUGAAAAACCUUUAGCAAGUAAAUCCUGUUUCGUCUAGAAUUAAUGGCCUCCUCAUUUCAUAUCUAAUCUUCAAGCAAGCGAGACUUAACGCCGAUAUUAAGAGCGUUCUUGUUUAUCACAAAACAUAACCAAUGCAUGUACAAGAAGGCUUAAAUUCCUGAAAUGACUGUCCACCCACUUCAGUUCUCUUCUGGGUCCCAUUUCUUGAAAGGCCCAGGAACUUUUCAGGCCUGGGGCCUGUUUCUCGAAAGUCCCGGUAACUUUUCGGGGCCCAAAAUCAAAUAUUCAAAUCGAAUUAUAAAGAAUAAGAGUGCUGCUCCUGGCUAGCAAACUACUCUAUUUUGUUUCAUUAACUGAUAGUUUUAUCAUGUUAAAUGCAAAACUAUUAAAACCUCUAUCUUUAAUGUAAACGGAGACAGCUUACCGGGCCUGUUAAUAAUCGGGACUUUCGAGAAACGGGUCCCUGAAGACAAAUUUUAAAGUUCAGACUAGCACAGUUCCCAGCUCACAAACCAAUCGAUUUUGCUUCAUUAACUGAUAGUUUCAUUGUAUCAUUUUCAAAUUAUUGAAACUUUGAUCUUGAAUGUAAACACUGCAAAGACAAAACAGCUUUCCAUGCCUGAAAAGUUACUAGGACUUUCAAGAAACAGGUCCCUGGCCUCAGUUUUCCUGAAAAGUUCGAUAAAUCCCUAUUCACUAGAUAGCACUAUUGGUUUCCCUAUUACUUAUCUGGCCCCAGUUGUUCCAAUGCUGGAUAGCGCUAUCAACCGGAUAAAUCACUAUCCAUUGGAUAAAUGUUAAGGAAACCUAUUGCGCUAUCCAUUGGAAAGAGAUUUAUCUGGUGGAUAGCGCUAUCCAGCUUUUGAACAACUGGGACCUGCUGUAUAGUCAUUUAUCCGAUGGAUAGCGCUAUCCAGCUUUUGAACAACUGGGACCAGGUUUUUGAGAUGACAGUGUAGGCAUCUAUGACGUCAUGCGAUGUCAACUAUCAGUUGGAUGGUCUAAAUUACUGAUGAGGCCUAGCUGAUUUGAAAAAAUUAUAUGAACUUGUAAUUUCAAUUCACGUUGAGUCAAAUAGCCUUAAUGAUGUAUAAAACGAUGAAUUACCUUCCUUUGGAAUAUCUACGAAGUCUUUUCUCUCAGCGUCACUCUGCUUAGAACUUAAGAAACUCUGAGGGAAGGCUGACCCUGUCCAAACCAAGCACCUAUUAUUUGAAACGAAGCUUCUCUUACAGCGGGGCCACGUUAUGGAAUAACUUGCCCAAAAGCUUAAAAAAUGCUUCAUCCGUUGGGCAUCAAGAAGCUGGCUGAUUAUUGGAUUCCCACACUGCAAUCACGUAAAGCAGUUGUAAUUAGUUUUAGUUUUUAACUUAUUAAUAAGCGUAACUUAUGAUUUCCCGUGUUUGAAUAAAGAUUUACAUACAUACAUACAUAGUUUUUAAACAUCCCUACACGUGUUGCACAUGUUCAGCUAAAGGUAAUUUCAAUAUGUGAAUUUCAUAAUAGAGGUGACCACGGUCACUAUGUCUUUGGACUGGGUUUCUUUCUGGAAAUCAUGCUGUUAAAAUACUAUUUUUAGGAGCUUAACAAUGAUAUGGUUUACAGAUGUAUAUUUAUCAAAACAAGGAAAAUUGGAAACUGGGCUGUUUCCUUUCGUCUUGCCAGUGUUAAUCUGUCUUCUUUAAAAUUGUAAAGAAUAAGGUAACUUUUUCCCAGUCAGUUAUAUGAUUUUUAAACCUAACCUAGUUAAAAAUAAAUAAUAAAUAAAUGAAUAAAUAAUGAUUUGCAGUUAGCACAUCCACAUAGUGGUUCUUUGUCUACCUGAUUCCUGGUUGAAUUGGAAAUUGGAAAUGUUGGUUUUUGAGGAUAGGGGAAAACCGGAGUACCCAAAAAAAUCCUCUUGGAGCAAGGGAGAGAACCAUCAACAAACUCAACCCACAUAUGGCGUCGACGCCGGGAUUUGAACCAGGGCACAUUGGUGGGAGGCGAGUGGUCUCACCGCUGUGCCACCGGCCUUGCUUCCCAAGUUCAGGCCAGCGUAAGCUGGAAAAAUUUAAGCCUUGAAAAUAUUAAAUUUUCUCAUGCUGUGUCUGACUUUGACAGUGAGAAGGAUUCUGAAGGGGUUCUUAUUGGAUUCAUAUUUUGUUUCAUAGUUGCUGGUGUCCUUGUCGCAGAUUUUUGUUCUGGAUUUGUCCACUGGGCAGCAGACACAUGGGGCUCCGUGGACAUUCCAGUUUUUGGUAGAGCUUUUAUCCGCCCUUUCAGAGAGCACCAUGUGGAUCCCACAGCCAUAACAAGACAUGACAUCAUUGAGACAAAUGGUGACAACUGCCUGCUAACUUUACCUGGACUGCUCUACAUGGUCUAUCGAUACCUCACUUUUGACCAAGAAACUUUACAAGCUUCUUAUGGAGUAGAAUGUUUUGUGUUUUCACUGGCUAUCUUUGUCACCCUCACCAACCAGAUCCACAAAUGGUCCCAUACGUACUUUGGUCUGCCACUUUGGGUCCAGAAACUGCAGGACUGGCACAUAAUCCUGCCUCGCAAACAUCAUCGCAUCCAUCAUGUGUCUCCUCAUGAGACAUACUUCUGUAUCACAACUGGCUGGCUCAACUAUCCACUGGAAGUGAUCAAGUUCUGGCCAUGUUUAGAAUGGAUGAUUGAAAGAGCAACAGGAGUCAAACCCAGGUCUGAUGAUUUCAGGUGGUCGGGAAAAUCGGAAUAAUACAUUGACAUUUUGAAGCUUGAAGAUGCAGUGAUCAUGAGCUGCUGGAAUUUCCCAAGUGAUGACAAAUUCUUGUUACACCAGCUGACACUUAAGUUUACUGGCAAGGUUAGGCUUACAACCCAUUCUUUGUAGCUAUUUGUUUCCACUAGCUUUCUUUCUUCAACUGGUCAUCAGAUACCUCUGUAUCCUGGUAUAACCAAAUUUUUGAGUCAACAUUAUUAAGAGCUAUAGUGAUUUAAAUGGUACAAAGAAUGUAGAAAUGAAAUUCUGUGUUGAAGACAGGGUUAUGCUGUUUGAUGUCACGUGAUGUGGUUAAGAUGGACGGCCGCGUGUUUAAGUGCUCCGCGUAACAUUUCGUAAAUUUCUGAUGUUUAAGUGUUCCUUCUGCUUUUUUCUAUUUGUUUUGUUAUCUUGUUUCGUGUGUCACAUUAUGCCUGAGUCUAUUGCCAACCUAAAGAGAGAAAAUAACGGUUAACCUCUCUUCGUAAUCGUUAUGUACAUGCCUUUUGUUUUAUGUUAGUUUAAACUCUAUUUACUGUAUUGUAGUGUCUUCACUGUUAUUUAGUCCAUCUAUAUAUAAUUCUUGUUUUGUAAUAUGUCUUCAGCUCCCCCCGCCUCGAUUAGUUCAUAAGCUAUUUGCGGGUGGGAAAGUAAUGUAAUUAGUUAUUUUCCAAUUUUCAAUAAAAUUUGUUUUGUUGUUGUUGUUGUUGUUGUUUGUUGUUUUUUUGUUUGUUGUUUGUUGUUUGUUUGUUGUUGUUGUUUUGUUGUUGUUGUUGUUUGUUGUUUGUUGUUUUUUUGUUGUUGUUGUUGGUUUUCUUUGUACUGGUAUAUGUUUCUUCACACGCUACCUUAAGCCAUAUCUGCAUGGGCAAAAAAAUAUAUUAACUUCCAUCCUGAAAAACCUUAGUGAGAAAAAAAUCUAUAAAGUGAAUCUCUUAAGUGAGACGACAAGCUUUUCAGACUGAAUGGGAAUGCCCCCUGGGCCAGAGUGUGCUAUGCUUCUCAAUAUUAUGACUUCAGGUGAGAUAGUACAUGCUAUUGUUGCUAUGGUAACCACCUUUCCUCAGAAAGCAGCAAAAAAAUAUAACUAUCAUAAACUUUGUAAUGUUUGAAAGAAAAUAUUAGAGUUUAGUCAUUCAUACAAUGUAAAGAAUGUGAAUUUUCACAGACGCAUCCCAAAUGAAACAAAACCAGUUUUGAGAGCCUCCUUAAUUAACCAUGCUUCUAGUAACUAACUCGAAACUCAAAUAGCCUUUGAUUUAUAGUAAUGUCUGAAGUAACAUCUUUGGAAAAGAAAUUGAUGUGAAAUGUUACUGAAGAAAGCCUUUCCUUAGAUCUGUUUGUAAAGUUUUGAAAUUUUGGGCCAAAAACUUUGUGUCAAAAUAUUUAGUUUUCUUCACCAGGUAAACAGACAUCUAUAAAAUGAGAACUGUUUUUGUAUUUUCUUUAUAAAUUAUUAUUUUACUGAUAUAUAUUAUUAUUAAUAAUAUUAAUAUUAAAUUAUAUUGAAUGAUCUCUAAUUUCCUCUGUAUUUUAGAGAUGGAUAUAUUGUUGGGAGAAAAUCACUCUUCAUACUCCUGCAAAAUUUAGAGAAUGUCUUAUUUAUCAUUAUUUUAGAGCUAUGACUGUCACUGAUAUUUGCAGUCUUCUUUUGAUGAUGAGGCUGUCCCCAAAAUGCUCUGUAGAUCACUGAAGAAGAGAUCCAGGUGAAUUCAAAAAGCUUUGGCAAAGCUUUCGGAAUGUUGAUGGUGUAUGAAGAGUAUUUUGUUUUCUAUUUAAGUCCUAACAAGAGAAGAAUCUUAAUCUCUCAUGAAUAAUAUAGUCCUAUAUUUGUCAUUAGUAAAAUCCAACCAGUGGUCUAUUAUCAAUGCUGCAUUCUGAUUGGUUAAGCUACUGCUAGACUAUAUGUUAUAGCCCACUAGGAGCGCAGAGUGCUGGCUUUUUGGCGGCAAAAAAGGCUUAAAGUCUAGCUUUAACUAGCUAAAGUUGUUUUGUCUCAAUAUUUUUGACCAACUGGUUGGAUUUUACUAAAACAGUUAGUCCUCUCGCCCUCAUGGCCUCUGAGUCAAUACCCCAUUCAGCCUUCAGCCUCAUAGGCUAUUGACUCAGAACCCAUUCAGGGUCGAGGAAUAAUUGUUAAUUAGCAUUAUAGUAAAAUUUCGCCAGGUGUAAAAUGUUAUUGAGACAGGCUUCUUGUUAUAUACACAGGUUGUGUUUUACAAAGAAUAGUUUAUUUAAUUGCUUGUAUGGGUGUUUAAAAUAUUGAUAAGUAAGUUAUUUAAUCAAGAAAUUUAAUGGUCACCAGUGGUGAUAAUUUUUUUAAAAAAGAAAACAUUCUUUAGGAAUUUUGUGUACACUUACUAGCAGGGCUGGAAACAAUUUUUUUGCUCUUGAAGGGAUAUAUGUCAGGCUGAGUCCCCAUUCCAGCUGGACAAAGCAAAAAGGUGGUUGGGCUAAAUUAAGGACGCAUUACACUUCUUUAACCCUUCAAGUCCCAAUAUCCAGAUACAAAUUCUCCAGACUGACCUCCAUAUAUUUCCUUACAAAAUAAGUUAAGAGAAUUUGUUAAACGAUCAAAGCAGUUUCCCUUUAGCGAUCAUUUUGUCAAAUCUUGUAUCCUUUCUAUGUGAUCACGCAUUGAUAUUGUUUGGAGAAAAUUGAUGUUGGUCACGCCUGGGACUGGAAAGGUUAACAGAAAUAUUUUUGGGCAUGUUAGGAGUAGAAUUGUCAGGUAGACUGAUUACUGCCACAAUUUAACUGGGUUGUUAUUUCUAGGGUACUAGUGAACAUGCACUUGCAUAUGCACUUUUGUCCUGACAUCAUGCCCCACCACUGUUACAAUAUUGUCUGACAUGGGCCAACAUUAGUUGGUCAUUUGCUGAUGAUCGAGUGCUAUUUGCUGCUCAGGAUUUAUGGUAAACAGUU